UCUAAACCAAUAAACAUUACAACAAUUACAUUAUACAAAUAAACAUGGCCAUCAUGAAUUCUAAUUCAUCUCUCUUUGUUAUGGUUGUAGUUUGCUUAAUCUCAUCUGUAUUUUGUCAAGACUUAUGUUACAACCAUUAUGACGAUACUUGUAAGGAUUUCGAAGAAAUUGUAGCAGGAAAAGUUCGGGAAUGGUUUAUCAAGGACAAAACUAUUGCUGCUAGUCUCAUUAGGCUGCAUUUUCAUGAUUGUUCUGUUCGGGGAUGUGAUGGUUCAAUAUUGCUGGAUUACCCCGGAAGUGAGAGGAGAGCCAACGCCAGUAGAACCUUGAGAGGCUUCGAUGUGAUCGAUGAUAUCAAGAAAGCACUCGAGGAAAAAUGCCCUAAGAUUGUAUCUUGUGCAGACAUCCUUACCGCUGCUGCCAGAGAUGCCACACUAUUACUUAAAGGCCCGUUUUGGUCAAACGAGUAUGGAAGGAAAGAUGGUCGGAUUUCCAUUGCCCAAGAAGCCGAAGAACUUCCCAAUGGUCAUGAAGACGUUACUUCUCUUAUCGAAUUCUACCAAUCUAAAGGUUUAAGCAUGCUCGAUUUGGUUGUUCUUUCAGGUGCACACACAAUAGGAAGGAGUUCGUGUGCCACAAUCAAAGAUCGACUGAACAGCUACCACGAAACAGGAAAGCCAGGCGUGACAAUCGAUCCAAAAUACUUGAACUACUUGAGACGAAAAUGCAAAAAUGAAACUCAAUACGUAGACCUUGAUGCCGAUACACCUUACACAUUUGACAACAAAUACUACACAAAUCUUGAACAGAACAUGGGUCUUUUAUACACAGAUCAAGUGCUGUACAGUGACCAUAGGACUUCAGAAUACGUAGCUACGUUUGCAGAUGAUAAAGAUACGUUUCAAUACAUGUUCUCGUCAUCCAUGAUCAAGCUUGGAAGCAUCUUAGGAGAUUCAGAAGAUGAUGGUGAGAUUCGACUUGAGUGUAGUAGCGUAAACUCUGGUUAUUGAUGAAUAAUAAAUGAUGGAUUAGUACUACAGUUGAAUAUAUUGUGUGUAGUUUUGUGAUCAUAACCUUUUUAAUUUCCUUUUGUAUUAUGUGCUUUGAGUUAUGUUUAGAGGGUUCUAAAAUUUUCAAGUAUUGAAAUCCUGUAAUGAUCAUUGGAAGUGUAAGUGUUCAUUGCCACACCAAUCCUUCAACUUGGGUCUCGUUGUUUUCAUUUAUAUUCAAUAAGAAGGUUCUAUAAAUUGGAAUCA
Molecule: messenger RNA, 1256 nt
Organism: Amaranthus tricolor (Joseph's coat)
Lineage: Eukaryota; Viridiplantae; Streptophyta; Magnoliopsida; Caryophyllales; Amaranthaceae
Product: peroxidase 7-like
Exons: 3
Coding region: 45-1010 (321 amino acids)
Biological process (GO): hydrogen peroxide catabolic process; response to oxidative stress
Molecular function (GO): heme binding; peroxidase activity
Source: RefSeq, a predicted model, not a curated record